AUGUCGGAGUACAAGUGGCAAUUCAGAGAUGAAAACGGCUACUGGAUCGAUUACGGAAAUGUCAGCUCUGGUAAUGACCUAGAUUGUCGUGUGACUGCCUCCUCAGUAACCAUAGAGCGAGAGUUUGCUAAAAAUCCUAAUUCGAAAAUUCAAAUCAGCAGUCUAGAACAUAAUUACACUCUUGAUUUCACCACGAUGAAACAGACCAACUUGAAAACCCAAGUCACCAGGGACGUCCGACGAGUGAAAGAUCCUUUCCGUUGUGUUGUGAAUUUCCAUCGGCAUAUGUCUCCAGAAAUUACAGAAAUUACACCAGAAGAUGGUGAGUACACAAGAGCUCUACAACUGCUGAAACCCACAUCACCAAACUUCAACCUCCACAGCCUCUUUAAAAUCAACAACCAUUACCUAGAAACUGCGUUUGAAAACAAGAGAGCUCAACUUCAACAUCAGAAUCCAACUGUUCAGUACGAGGUGAAAUGGCUCUUCCAUGGCACGAGCUCAAGCAACGUCACAUCCAUUGCCGACGGUAACAUCGACUGGCGACUGCAUGGAUCCAAGACUGGACAACUGUACGGAAGAGGAGCUUAUUUCGCAUCCCAAGCAAGUGAAUCUCGACGCUAUGGCGAUACAGUUUUCAUCUGCAAUGAUCUCGUAGGACUCACCACCACCGGCGACUCAAAUACCAUCAAGCCUCCGAAAGACGAAUACAAGCGCCCCUUCGACACCACGGUUAACGAUACCGCCAACCCGUAUAUUUUCGUCAAGUUCAAUUCUCAGGAGUACUACCCGGUGUACUACGCCUUGUUUUGA
Molecule: messenger RNA, 813 nt
Organism: Hyalella azteca
Lineage: Eukaryota; Metazoa; Arthropoda; Malacostraca; Amphipoda; Hyalellidae
Product: protein mono-ADP-ribosyltransferase PARP11-like
Exons: 3
Coding region: 1-813 (270 amino acids)
Molecular function (GO): NAD+ poly-ADP-ribosyltransferase activity; zinc ion binding
Source: RefSeq, a predicted model, not a curated record